Molecule: messenger RNA, 1424 nt
Organism: Solea solea (common sole)
Lineage: Eukaryota; Metazoa; Chordata; Actinopteri; Pleuronectiformes; Soleidae
Gene: wdr4
Product: WD repeat domain 4
Exons: 11
Coding region: 58-1311 (417 amino acids)
Biological process (GO): RNA (guanine-N7)-methylation
Cellular component (GO): nucleus; tRNA methyltransferase complex; cytosol
Molecular function (GO): tRNA (guanine(46)-N7)-methyltransferase activity; protein binding
Source: RefSeq, a predicted model, not a curated record
GAAUAGGAAGCUGUCGCGUGUUCGCCUCAUGGAUGGUCCGCCUGUACUACGUCAGUUAUGGCUGCGUUUGGUUUUUGUGGAGACUGGUGUCUUCUCACCUGCGACAAAAAAAUAGUAGCGGUUCACAGCAAACAGAGCAGAGACCCAUAUGUGUUUGACUGCAGCACUGUUGAGAAGAAGCCAAAGAACAAAAAGAAUGAAAACAGAUCAAAUGAUGAUGGUGAAUCAGAGGAUACAGGAAGUGACAAAGUCCUCGCAUUUGCGGUGUCUCCCUCUGGAAAGCUGGUGGCAUUAACUGAUGACACCAAGAGACUGAUUCUCUUACGCUGUGGUGAUGCUUCAUGGCAAUGUAUCAGCAUCAGGUUUGUGGUCAGGAGGUGCACAGCCCUUGUGUUCAGUCAGGCUGAGGAUGAGCUCCUGGUGGCUGACAAAUCAGGAGACGUGUACUCCUUUUCAGUCGUGGAGCCGCAGAGGGAAGGUGAAUUGAAGAUGGGGCACCUGUCCAUGUUGCUAGCAAUAACUAUGUCACCAGAUGAUAAGUACAUCGUCACGGCUGACCGUGAUGAGAAGAUCAGAGUGAGCCACUUCAGGUGUCCAUACAACAUCCAGUCCUUCUGCCUGGGACAUCAAGAGUUCGUCAGUGCACUGCUUAUCCCAUCAGCUCAUUCCCACUAUCUGCUGUCUGGAUCAGGGGACGGAACUGUGAAGCUAUGGGAUUUUGAGUCUGGUCGCAGGCUGCAGAGCUGCGACCUCAAACAGCUUGUGGAGGAAUUGAGCUCUGAGGCUGAUAAAGAGAAGAAGCCAACAGUGAGUCAUAUCACCAGCUCUCCUGAUCAAUACCACGUCGCUGUGCUGUGUGAAAGGUUACCAACAGUUCAAAUUUUUACUCUGAACCUGGAGAGUAAAGAGAAACUUGUGCCACACACUAGACUGACCUUGCCACACUGUCCCCUGGACAUGACGUUUGACCUGGAAGGAAGACUCUGGGUGCUGAUGGACUCCAGUGACACAAUGCUGCAAAUGUACUCGCAGAGACACGGUUCCUGGGAGUGUGAUGCUGAGAGCCAAGAUCUCAUGACAGUCACUGAAGCCUUCCAGCCACACUGGGAGACACUUGAAGCCAAUACAAGGACCAACAGCAGGUUUGAGCAUCUGGUCAAGAGAAGUUAUGACAACGUGGAGGCGUAUUUGCACAAGAAGCAGCAGAGACUAGACGAGCAGCAGCUAAAGAGGACCAAGACACGCAAAGUAAAUGAUGACAAGAAAGCCAGGAAGGAGAUGUCAAGGGAUGUAACUCAGUCAUCAACCUAAACGUCAGAACAGUGAUUUCCUUUGUGUUGAAUGUGUGAAGCCUUUGGAUAGUGUGUGUUCUGCUAUAUGGCCUGUGUAGGUGGUUUGGUUGUUAUCCUCGCUUUUUUUUUUUU